Messenger RNA from Peronospora belbahrii, 2526 nucleotides. Lineage: Eukaryota; Oomycota; Peronosporomycetes; Peronosporales; Peronosporaceae. The record is from the annotation of a GenBank genome assembly.
AUGUCUUCGUCAUCUCCGUGGGGCGGCUGGGGCACCAAGCUUAAUGUGACGUCUAUUGUAACGCAAGGACUCGAGCAAGUCCGUAGUCUACGCGAAGAUGUGGAGAAGUCUUUUGACCAGGUGGUAACGGGUCCUCCAAUUGCUCGUGUUACGUCUUCUAUUGAUGCGAAGCCGCUACAACAAGUGGAGGACAAACAGCUUGAUAAUACUGAAGCAAUUGCUGUGCAAGAUGGGGUUAUUGCAACGGUAAAAUACAAUGUAAGUGAAGACAGAGAUAUUGAUGAAGCUAGUGAGGAGGAGAUAGAAGCUGAAAUGAAAGAGAAUGGGAAAGAUCUGCAUGAACAAAAUGUGAUUGAUGAGAGUGAGCAGGAAGUGGAGAAGAAUGAGCGACAAGAAAGUGAUGAAAAGGAUGAAGAGAUUGUUGCAGAGGCUGUGGAAGAGCGAGAAGAGGAUGUAGAGGAACAGCUGCAGGAUCACGAGGCAAGAAAAGAAGAGGAGGCUAAAGUUGACGGAACUCUGGUGGACACAGACGUGAAUUUCGACAAGUCAAGCAGAGAACAAGGUGAUCAAGAACAGGUGAUUGAUGCUGUCGGUGACGACGCAGAGGUGGUGGCUCUGCAGAAGAAGCUUGAGAUGCGCGAGUCACAGCUGGUGGCAACGUCGACGACACUCCGCAAGCUGCACGAUGAGCUCGAUAAGAUGCACCACCGUGAAAUUGUAGCAGUAGAACGCGCACAAUGCCUUACCGAGCAACUGGAAGACCUUCGGCGUGAAAUAGCAGAGCUGACGCAGUUGCGCAAAGACACGAGUGGGAAUCAAAGUGCUGAUAUGCAGGCGUUGCAAAUAGCUCUCGAGGAGAAGGAGGAAAUGCUGAGUGCGUUACUAGGUGAGGGUCAGGCUUUGUCGGUCAAGCAGGCGCAGCUGGAGCAGAGGCUGCGUGCGUUGCGUAAAGAAAAGGAUGAGUUGGAGGAGCGAGCACACAAGGCAGAGUCAAUAGUUCAAGUGUCAGGUGAGGAGAUAAAAAGAAUCUUGUCGAAGCUGAAGGCGAGCGAAGAGGAGAAGAUGCGCCUUGUGCAGGAAAACCGUCAGCUUGCGGGCAACGCAGAUUCUAUGAGUGCUCGAGUCGAAACAGCUGAGCAAAAGGCGCUAGAGGCUGCACAGCAGCUAGAAAAGUUACAGGAUCGAAUGGAAGAGCUGACUUUUGCUUCAGCUGGUAAAGAUGAAGAAAUUGAGAGACUGAAGCUGGAAGCCCAGUCCAAUGAGGUCCUUAGUCAUCAAAACGCGGAGCUUCAAGAGAUGCUGCAUUUUCUUCAAGACAAUGUCCGUGACUUGGAGAAAGAGAGAUCCCGCCACGAGGAGAUGGCGCGGGCAGAGAUUGCAGACCUAAAGCGUAAGUGGCGGAAUGCUGUGGCUCGAGUGGACAUGCUGGGGCAGAGCGUAUCUGAAGCCACCCAGCCGCUUUUUCGGCAAAUUCAUGCAUUGCAAGAGGAGCAACGUGCAAGGCAUGAUACUUGGAAAGCGACAGAAAACACUCUUGUAUCACGCAUCGAGGAGGCAACAGAACAACGACGUGUUGUGGAACAGGAGAAAGCCGACAUGAAGCAGCAAUUGCAGGAACUUCAACACAAGGUAGAGGAAGUUGAGUUGCAAAUUGCAAGGAUACAGGUCAAGCUCGCACGCUCACAAGAUGCGGCGGAUAGUGCUAAGGCUGAAGUACGCGAGUGGCGCGGACGAGCUGGUGCACUACAAAUUGACUUUGACCAGGUGAAGCGCCAACGCGAUGCACACGCAGAAGCAAAAGAACAGCUUCAGGCUCGAUUGAAUAAUGCGGAGCAGUCAUUAAGACAGUUGCAGGCUUCAUCGUCAGCGACAGCUGAACUAGAACAAUCUCGUGAGCUUGAAGCACAACUUCGCCAAGACCUAGAGUGGCACCAACAAGAGCUUCAGCGACUUAAAAGCUUGACGGGGCAACUUGUGCCACCACCAUUAUCUACAGACUCCGCGUCUUCGCAGCAUCAUUAUGCGAGGCGCAUGUGUGGUGAUGAGCAAUUGCAUGGAUUUGAAAUUGCCAAUGGUGAGCUAUCUUCGGAGGCAUCGAUACUUUUACCAAUGGAAACAGCAAUUAUGACCGAUCCACUCGUCUCGAGUGGUAAUACGUCUGUGUUGGAGCUCAGCCAGCUGCAGCAGCGAUUACGUUUGCGCGAGGGCGAGAACCGAAUGCUGAAACAACAACUAGAAACAUUGGAGGCCCGACAGAAACAGACGACUGACGAAAUCGUUCGACUGAGCACGCGCAACACGUUAUUAGAGAGCGGUGAGACCCAACGCAAGGAGACACAGCUAGAAUUGGCGAAACUGCAAAAGCACCAAGUGGUGCUGCUUGAAUUGUUUGGUGAGAAAGAAGAACAAGUUGAGGAGUUGCAAGCUGAGGUGAAAGAGCUUAAGGCAUUUUACCGAAAGCAGCUGGAUACACUGGCGACCCACAAUGAGGAACAGCAAAGGCAGCGAGCAGAACAGCAGCAGUAG